ACUCAGAAGCGGGAGUCUCCGAGAGAAGAAAAGCAGGUGGAAGGAGAGGAAGCGGAUGCCGUGGGGUUUACAGCAGGAAAAUCCGUGGAGACAGCAGAUCCGAGAAGCGGCGAUGUUUGCGUAGAACCCUGUACGUGCUUCCUUCGGCCUGUCGCUCUUCCCUUCUCUCUGACCAGCACCAUGCUUCUCCUGGUGACAAGCCUUCUGCUCUGUGAGUUACCACACCCAGCAUUCCUCCUGAUCCCAGAGAAAUCGGAUCUGCGAACAGUGGCACCAGCCUCUAGUCUCAAUGUGAGGUUUGACUCCAGGACGAUGAAUUUAAGCUGGGACUGCCAAGAAAACACAACCUUCAGCAAGUGUUUCUUAACUGACAAGAAGAACAGAGUCGUGGAACCCAGGCUCAGUAACAACGAAUGUUCGUGCACAUUUCGUGAAAUUUGUCUGCAUGAAGGAGUCACAUUUGAGGUUCACGUGAAUACUAGUCAAAGAGGAUUUCAACAGAAACUGCUUUAUCCAAAUUCAGGAAGGGAGGGUACCGCUGCUCAGAAUUUCUCCUGUUUCAUCUACAAUGCGGAUUUAAUGAACUGUACCUGGGCGAGGGGUCCGACGGCCCCCCGUGACGUCCAGUAUUUUUUGUACAUACGAAACUCAAAGAGAAGGAGGGAGAUCCGGUGUCCUUAUUACAUACAAGACUCAGGAACCCAUGUGGGAUGUCACCUGGAUAACCUGUCAGGAUUAACGUCUCGCAAUUACUUUCUGGUUAACGGAACCAGCCGAGAAAUUGGCAUCCAAUUCUUUGAUUCACUUUUGGACACAAAGAAAAUAGAACGAUUCAACCCUCCCAGCAAUGUCACCGUACGUUGCAACACGACGCACUGCCUCGUACGGUGGAAACAGCCCAGGACCUAUCAGAAGCUGUCGUACCUGGACUUUCAGUACCAGCUGGACGUCCACAGAAAGAAUACCCAGCCUGGCACGGAAAACCUACUGAUUAAUGUUUCUGGUGAUUUGGAAAAUAGAUACAACUUUCCAAGCUCUGAGCCCAGAGCAAAACACAGUGUGAAGAUCAGAGCUGCAGACGUCCGCAUCUUGAAUUGGAGCUCCUGGAGUGAAGCCAUUGAAUUUGGUUCUGACGACGGGAACCUCGGCUCUGUGUACAUUUAUGUGCUCCUAAUCGUGGGAACCCUUGUCUGUGGCAUCGUCCUCGGCUUCCUCUUUAAAAGGUUCCUUAGGAUACAGCGGCUGUUCCCGCCAGUUCCACAGAUCAAAGACAAACUGAAUGAUAACCAUGAGGUGGAAGACGAGGUAGCUCUCCAGAGAAAGACCCUGUAAGUAUCUUUUUCUUUCUCAAUGACAUCCUGUGAUUGGGCCAUGAGUCACCUCCAAGUUCAGUGCUCAUUUCAUGGAACUGUUUAGCUGUGGGGCCCCACUGAACCCUUUGUGGUCACGCGGCAGCUCUCGGAGGAGCCACGGUUCUCCUGAACGCCCCUGGCUCAGCUACUCAACAAUCACACAAUGGACAGAGCGACGUCCUUCCUCCAAAGCUGCCCACUGAGAGAUUUUCAGGUCAAAAAUUGUAGUGCGUUGAACAGUGACCCUUAACAUUUAUGUCCACGUUAACCUCAGAAUGGGACAUUAUUUCAAAAUAAGGUCUUUGCAGAUGUGAUGAAGGAAAGAAUCUGAAGAUUGGCCGGGCGCGGUGGCUCACGCCUGUAAUCCCAGCACUUUGGGAGGCCAAGACAGGCAGAUCACGAGGUCAGGAGAUCGAGACCAUCCUGGCUGACACGGUGAAACCUCAUCUCUACUAAAAAUACAAAAAAUUAGCCGGGCGUGGUGGCGGGCGCCUGUGGUCCCAGCUACUCGGGAGGCUGAGGCAGGAGAAUGGCGUGAACCCGGGAGGUGGAGGUUGCAGUGAGCCGAGAUCGCGCCACCGCACUCCAGCCUGAGCGACAGAGCGAGAUUCCGUCUC
Homo sapiens (human) is the source of this 1969-nucleotide messenger RNA. RefSeq names its product colony stimulating factor 2 receptor subunit alpha (gene CSF2RA). The record is from RefSeq and is marked reviewed. Gene Ontology annotation, biological process: cytokine-mediated signaling pathway. The transcript is spliced from 13 exons. Lineage: Eukaryota; Metazoa; Chordata; Mammalia; Primates; Hominidae. Gene Ontology annotation, cellular component: extracellular region; membrane; plasma membrane. Bases 181 to 1332 code for a protein of 383 amino acids. Gene Ontology annotation, molecular function: cytokine receptor activity.